AUGGGACAAUCUAAGAUUAGUUUGAAGGAAUUGUCAAGUGUCAAGCGAAAGUUCACUGAGUCGAUUAAUGAUUACCUAAAUCAGUUUCGUUUACUGAAAACGAGGUGCUUCACCCAAGUGCCUACACAUGAGCUUGUUGAAAUGGCUGCCGGAAGGAUAUAUUAUUCCAUUAGGAAGAAAUUAGACAUUCAAUAUUUAAGAGAUAUGGCCCAGUUGUCAGAAAGAGUUAGGCAGGUAGAAAGAUUGAAGGCCGAGAAGGCCAAAGUGAGUAAGGGUAAAAAAGAGCGAAUAGCUUAUGCUGACAUGGAAGACCAAGACACCUGCAAAUGGGAAGAAUAUAGUCAUGUCGAAGAGUCUAAGGUUGACAUGGAUGAGUUAAAGCAAAGUCCCGCAUAUGUGUGUAAGUUGCAUACACCUGCAAAUGGGAAGAAUCUUGCAGAGCCUAAAGAAAAUGAUAAAUUCCCUAAGAAAACUUGCACCAUCGAUGUGACAAAUGUGAUGAUAUUUUUGAUUUGUUGGUUUCAGAUGGAUCUUGUGCAGAAUGCAUUAAACGAAGGCAGACUCAAAUUUGCUAAGGGAAAAGCUCUCAUGAAGAUUGAUUCUGACCCACUACAGGUUGUAGAUGCUAGUUACGUGGAGCCUGCAGUUGUUAACAUGGUUUAA
Lathyrus oleraceus (garden pea) is the source of this 663-nucleotide messenger RNA. RefSeq lists its product as uncharacterized. The transcript has 2 exons. Bases 1 to 663 code for a protein of 220 amino acids. NCBI's taxonomy places the organism in Eukaryota, Viridiplantae, Streptophyta, Magnoliopsida, Fabales, Fabaceae. The record is from RefSeq and is a predicted model, not a curated record.